Molecule: messenger RNA, 501 nt
Organism: Mycetomoellerius zeteki
Lineage: Eukaryota; Metazoa; Arthropoda; Insecta; Hymenoptera; Formicidae
Gene: Osi13
Product: Protein Osi13
Exons: 2
Coding region: 1-501 (166 amino acids)
Cellular component (GO): membrane
Source: RefSeq, a predicted model, not a curated record
AUGUUACUGCUGUAUAUACUACUAUUUCUACCUGUAUUCGUCGCAACACAGGGAUCGCAAUCAAUGAAGACACUGGACCGAGAGAUGAUGCGGAACGACUCUACAGACUCUUUAGACUGGAUUGGUGAAAGCUUUUUGAACAUCGUUGAUACAUUUUCUCCAGUUUCAAAAUCGUGUGGUAAUAUAGAAGGGCGUAAAGAUAAGAAAUUCAAGAAACUGAAUAAGUAUGUUCUGCCUUUGCUUAUUGGGUUUUUGUUGAUAAAAUCUAUUCUAUUGCCCAUCACGUUAAAGGCAUUGGCAGUUCUAAGUGGGAAAGCUGUUGUGCUAAGUUUGAUGAGCUUAAUUCUGGCAGCUAUAGUUGGAUUAAAAAAGGUUGCCCAGAAGGAGAGCAGCUACGAAUCAAUCAACAAGUACAGACGACAGGAUAUAUACGGUUUCGUUGACGACGUGCAAGAAUUCGAACCUUAUCGAUUUUACAAAGAACGACGUAGAAAGAAGUGA